This is a messenger RNA of Mustela erminea (ermine), 7026 nucleotides long. It is a transcript of the gene DUSP8, whose product is annotated as dual specificity phosphatase 8. Gene Ontology annotation, cellular component: cytoplasm. Gene Ontology annotation, molecular function: protein tyrosine/threonine phosphatase activity; MAP kinase tyrosine/serine/threonine phosphatase activity. The record is from RefSeq and is a predicted model, not a curated record. The coding region runs from base 3471 to 5366 and encodes 631 amino acids. The transcript is spliced from 7 exons. NCBI's taxonomy places the organism in Eukaryota, Metazoa, Chordata, Mammalia, Carnivora, Mustelidae. Gene Ontology annotation, biological process: protein dephosphorylation; negative regulation of MAPK cascade.
GCGCCUCCCGCAGCGCCCGGUGGACCCCGGCCGGGGCCACGCGCCCCCCACCGCGCUUCGUCGCCUUUCUCCUCGAAAUUCCUUAUUUCGGGGGGGAGGGGCAUGCAGUGAGGACCCAGGGCCUUGGCCCCUUGCGAUCCAGCGUGGAUCUGUAUGGAACCCUGCGAGAGCCCCAGACCCAAGGAUGCCCCCCACCCCGCCAUGUUGGCCCCAAACUGGAGAAGGUCGUCCCUGCCCCCGCGGGUUGGGGAUGCAGGCCUUGAGCAAAGGAGCGGAGGGUUUUCGCCUGCGGGCGGCCCAGGAAAGGGCCCAUUCCGCGUUUGGUGGGGAGGGACUGCAGAUCCAUAUCCCCCGUGUGGCCGGCCUCCGCGGGGGCCCCCACCUCAGGGUGCUCCGCGGGCCUCUGCAGAAUAAAGACCAUCCGGCCGCCGGCUGCAGAGGCAGCGGCGGGUGCUGGGGGAGGGGCUGGCACUGCCAGGCUGAGAGCAAGCAGGCUCCCUCAGCCUGUCCGCCCACCUUGGCGGGGAGGGGUACCUUCCAGUCUGGCCCAGAGGCGAUGAGGCUGCAGUGGGCCCAGCCCCCCCCCCGUCAGGUCACCCUCCUGGGACAAUUUGCCUCCUGACUUGCUGCUGCAGAAAUGUACCGGCUUCUGCAGGGUGGGGGUUGGGGGCCUGGGUGCUGCGGGGAUUGCGGGGUGCAGGGGGAGCCCGUGCAGUGGAGGACGGAGGUGGUAGGGUCUAGAGGUGUGCUGCAGCUUGGGGCGGGUGUGGGGGUGCUGCAGGCUGGGGGGGCAGUGAUCUGCGAGCCCCCUGCCCCUGGGGGUCUGAGUGGGGUCCGAGGGAGGGUCGUGCACUCCCCACUACCUCCCUCAGACCUUGCUCCAAGGGCAGCUGGGGGGGGGGGGUGAGCCUAGCAUCCCGCGCCCCAACCCUGCUCAGGGAGGACAGCCGUCCCAGGAAUUCACUGCUCAGAUGUUUAAUGAGCCUCUGCCUGGUAGAGCAGCUCGAGUGGCCCUGAGCUGGGCGUUCAUCCUGAAGCCUGACUGAAUCCCGCGGCAGUAGGCCAAGGGCUCCAGGACAGUUGCUGAGCGGUUCUGGUCUCCUGCUGCCCUCAGCCCUCCCUCUGGAAGCUCCUGUGCCCCAGAGGCUGCCCCCAGGAAUGCUGGCCUCCAUGCACACGGGUGCAGAAAGAUGCCGGAAGUCACCCGUGGCUCCAGAACCCUACCCAGCGUCGUCUCCUCUCCAGCAGAGGCUGACCUUGCGGCCCGGAUGUUUCAAGUGGACAGAGGGCCCACAGGGGUGUGGAAGCCAGAGGGCAUCCUGGCUGCAUCUCCAGAGGGUGCGGCUCAGAGGGAGGGAGAGGAAGGAGCCAAAGCCACAGCCAGAGGGACAUGGGUCAGACUCUGACCACCCAGCCUGCAUGGGCUGUGUCCUCCUCUGCCUGGCCCACUCCAGGCGGUGACUGCUGGAUGUCCCGGGACGGCCCAGGGGCGUAACAUGGGCGGACAGUGACCAGAAGUCUUGCAGAUUGGUAGGGCUAGAACCACCCAGUCAGGAGCAGGGGAGACCUAGAAGUGUAGGGUCCUGAGCGUGCCCUCCGUAGGGAUCACAGGUGGACACCUCCUCCCGCAGGCUCUGCCCAGACCCCUGUGAACCGAGGGGGCAGAGCCCCCCACCCUACUGUCUCCCAGGCCUGUGCCCUCCCCAGACCAAGUUGGCUCUGCUUGGCCUUGCCACAUCACAGAGAGGAUGCAGUAAAGGUCGGCUUGGACCCUUUUCCAUUUAGCCCAGAGGAAUGAGGGGGCCAGGAUUAGAGCCUUUGGGGGUCCCUGAUGAGAACAGGUGAGGGAAAAAUGAGCUGACUUGGUGUGAGCCACCGAUCAGUCUCUCUCCUGGCCUCUCUGUGCAGCCGUUUCUGCACCCCCCAGGGCACUGGGUCACAGCGAGCUGGACAUCUCAGCAUUCUGGGGACCCCCACAGCCAGGUCCUCCCGAGGGCCUGCCUGUGUAUGCCAGGUACCAUUUGGGCUGGAGACACCUCUCUGAGGGAGAGCCACUGUCCCCCAUGGCUGACAGUCCUGACAGUCGUCUCCAGAGGUAGUGAGCUCCCCGUCACUAGGUGCGGAGCAGGAGAUGUUGGUGAAGGCGCCGUCGGCAGGGAGUUUUCUGGUCACGCAUGUCCCUUGUUCAGAGAUAAGAACGUGCCCCAUGGAGGCCCAGGGAGCCCUUGGUGUGAUGAGAUCUUGGAGCUGCCCCUGGGUUCGGGUGUCCCGGGGUUUGGGGGAGAUCGGCGUGCAGAGGGUGGGAGUGACUGCGCCCAGUGACCUCACGUGAACACACAUGUCUGCGUGUGAGUGGUUGCACGAGGGGCCGGCCUGGAGAAUGGGAAAGAGGCGAGCCAACAACGUGUGGACAGUGUGCCGAGGGUCCCGUCCUGGCACGCGGCACAGAAACCAGGCUGUGCCGUGAAUGUGGCCUUCCCGGACAAGGGGUGGCUGCCUGCAGCCUCCCGGCAGGGGGGUGGGGGGGGCAGGCAGGUGCGGAGGGGCCUCUGGCCUUCCAACCGGGAACUGCCCAGUCUCCUCAGUGAGGAGCCCUGUGAUGGCGGUCUCUGGGCUUGUGCCUCCCUCCCACCUCCAUCCCACUGGCGCCCAGGCUCUGGAAUAGCAGGACACAGGUCCUGUGUCCCCUCAGUUCCCAAGAAUGGGGUCUGGGCUGAGCCUGGAGUGGGUCCUUGAAAUCAGAGAGGCCCAAGACCUUGCAGGGUCUGUGUCCUCUGUGCCCACCCUGCCUGUUCUAGCCGCAUGCUUCAGCCUGAGACUGUGCUAAGCUCCCCCUAGCCCCGCUGAAGCUCUGGGCCCCGGAUCUGGGCGCAGCAAGUGAAGGUCCACCCCCAGGAGCUUUAGAUUCACUCCCAGGAGGCCAGCUCCGUGCCAGACGGCCCCUGCAGGAAGUGCGCCUGGGCCAGACCUCGGCCCUUGGAGAAGGCAUCCCCGAAGGCGGGAGGUCGGGAGCCUGUGUGCUUGGGCCCUCGGGGCAAGCAAGGAGGGGUGGGGCCGGGUGGAGCAGAGUGCGGUGGGGCGUGCUGGAGGAAUGUCACGCCUGGGCUUUGGGUCUCCUGGUGACGCCAGGCCCCAGCUACCGGGCACCUGCAGGCAGCCAGGAGUGGGCCGCCGGCCGCACCGCCCGCCGGCCGCGAGCUGGUGCCGCAGGAGCAGCGGUUGCCGGGCGCCGCUGCGGUCGCCAUGGCAACGACGGAGGCGCUAACUUGCUAAUGAGUCCCCUCGGCUGCAAAUAACAAUACUAUAGCGGAUCGUGGGGCCGCGCUGGAGAGCUCCUUGAGGGAGGUGGGGCUGAGACCAGGUCUGGCACCAUGCCCGGGCCCUCUGCACUCUAGGCCACAUCCCCGGCCUGCGGAGCAGCCCCUGGGCACUUCAGGGCUCACCCCUUCCCCACUGCCCCCGGCCCCACCAUGGCAGGGGACCGACUCCCUCGCAAGGUGAUGGAUGCCAAGAAGCUGGCCAGCCUCCUGCGGGGCGGACCUGGGGGACCGCUGGUCAUCGACAGCCGCUCGUUCGUGGAAUACAACAGCUGGCACGUGCUCAGCUCCGUGAACAUCUGCUGCUCCAAGCUGGUGAAGCGGCGGCUGCAGCAGGGCAAGGUGACCAUCGCCGAGCUCAUCCAGCCGGCCGCGCGCGGCCAGGUGGAGGCCACAGAGCCACAGGACGUGGUCGUCUAUGACCAGAGCACACGGGAUGCCAGCGUGCUGGCCGCGGACAGCUUCCUCUCCAUCCUGCUCAGCAAACUGGACGGCUGCUUCGACAGCGUGGCCAUCCUCACGGGGGGCUUCGCCACCUUCUCCUCCUGCUUCCCUGGCCUCUGUGAGGGCAAGCCAGCCGCCCUGCUGCCCAUGAGCCUCUCCCAGCCCUGCCUGCCUGUGCCCAGCGUGGGCCUGACCCGCAUUCUGCCUCACCUCUACCUGGGCUCGCAGAAAGAUGUCCUGAACAAGGACCUGAUGACCCAGAACGGAAUAAGCUACGUCCUCAAUGCCAGCAACUCCUGCCCCAAGCCGGACUUCAUCUGCGAGAGCCGGUUCAUGCGCAUCCCCGUCAACGACAGCUAUUGCGAGAAGCUGCUGCCCUGGCUGGACAAGUCCAUCGAGUUCAUCGAUAAAGCUAAGCUGUCCAGCUGCCAGGUCAUCGUCCACUGUCUGGCUGGCAUCUCCCGUUCGGCCACCAUCGCCAUCGCUUACAUCAUGAAGACCAUGGGCAUGUCCUCAGAUGAUGCCUACAGGUUCGUGAAGGACCGGCGCCCAUCCAUUUCGCCCAACUUCAACUUCCUGGGCCAGCUGCUGGAGUACGAGCGCAGCCUGAAGCUGCUGGCCGCCCUGCAGGGAGACGGGGCGUCCCACCCCGGGACGCCCGAGCCCCUCCCGGGCCCCGCGGCCCCACUGCCGCCGCUGCCACCACCUACCUCAGAGAGCGCCGCCACCGGAAGCGCAGCGGCCGGUGCGGCCAGGGAGGGCGCACCGGGCGCGGGUGGGGAGCUGUCCGCGCCCGCCGCCCCCGCCGCCGCCGCCGCCGCCCCGGCCACCAGCGCGCUGCAGCAGGGCCUGCGCGGCCUGCACCUCUCCUCCGACCGCCUGCAGGACACCAACCGCCUGAAGCGCUCCUUCUCGCUGGACAUCAAGUCGGCCUACGCCCCCAGCCGGCGGCCCGACGACCCCGGGCCCCCCGACCCCGGGGAGGCCCCCAAGGUGUGCAAGCUGGACAGCCCGUCGGGGGGCGCGCUGGGCCUGCCCUCCCCGGGCCCCGACAGCCCAGACGCGGCGUCGGAGACGCGCCCGCGCCUCCGCCGGCGGCCCCGGCCUCCCGCCGGCUCCCCGGCCCGCUCCCCGGCGCACGGCCUGGGCCUGAACUUCGGCGACGCCUCGCGGCAGACUCCGCGGCUUGGCCUCUCGGCGCUGUCGGCCCCGGGGCUGCCGGGCCCCGGCCAGCCGGUGGGCCCCGGGAGCUGGGCGCCGCCGCUCGACUCCCCCGGCACGCCGUCGCCCGACGGGCCCUGGUGCUUCAGCCCCGAGGGCGCGCAGGGCGCGGGCGGCCCACGGUUCGGCGCUUUCGGCCGGGCGGGCGCGCAGGGCUCAGGGGGCGGCGACCUGCGGCGGCGGGAGGCGGCAAGGGCCGAGGCCCGGGACGCGCGGACCGGCUGGCCGGACGAGCCGGCCCCGGAGACGCAGUUCAAGCGCCGAAGCUGUCAGAUGGAGUUCGAGGAGGGCAUGGUGGAGGGGCGCGCGCGCGGCGAGGAGCUGGCUGCCCUGGGCAAGCAGGCCAGCUUCUCGGGCAGCGUGGAGGUCAUCGAGGUGUCCUGACGGUGGCCGGGGGACCCAGCGCCCGACGCUCCGCUGCCCUCGGCUCCCUGGCCUGGGCCGCCGGCAGCCGGGCCCACUAUAAAUAUAUAUUAUAUAUAAUGCAAAGAAAGGUAAAUGGUUUUACUGCGAUUUUUAUCGAGAAGUAAAUAUUUCGAUUUUUUAUUUAUUUAAGCUGUUCAUUCUGGCAACGAUUUGGCAACAGUGCCGGCGGCCCCCGGACCUCUAUUUUUACUGUCUGGUAUUUAAACUGAAACCCACGUUUCUAAGCAAUAUGAGGCCACCUUCAGUCCCAAGCUGGGGUGCCAGGCCUGGGGUCCCCUCCCCACCCUCCCUCCCCCAGGAAACACUGCUGACCGUUGCAAAGAGGCUGCCCAGCUUUCGUGCACUUUUUACAUAAGAAAAAGGGGAAAAAGGAGAAAAAAAAAAACUUUGCCACAAACUGAGCCGCAGAACCUCCCUGUCCCUCCCUGCCCCCCCCCCCCCCCCCGCUCCUUUCUGGGCUCUGCACCAAAGUCUAGGUGGGGGAAGUGUCCCCGGGGCUGGGGUGUGGCUGAGGUAGCUCUGCCCGCUGGAGGCUCCCCCAACCACAUGCCUCCCCCACCCCCCACCCUGCCCCUCGCCUGGCUGGUGUCGACCGGCAUCCGGCCUGGAGAGGUGAGGGUGUUUGGAGGGGCUGGGGCUAGAACAGGAUAGGGGCUCGGUGGGGUCGGAUUAUGUGGGUCCCCGGGCAGGGAUGGAAGUGGAAUGGCCCCCACUCCCGCCCGAGCCCCCGUCCUUCCACGGGUUCAGCAGGACUGUUCCGUCCAGCCUUGCUCUCUCUCUGCUUCGCAGAGCUGCCUAGCGCCUCCCUCCAGGAUGGGGACAACAGGAGAAGCUCAGCCCGGGGUGUCAGGUCGAGCCCCCCGCCCCAGCCCCGGAGAGCUGGGCUAGCGAGUGCUGGCUCCCCGGGUCACAGGGCGGAUGGAUUUUGAGUUCUGGGCUCUUCCCCACCCAGGCCCCAAGCCCCAGGCCAGACCUGAAUUCGGGUCUGGUGGGGGUCUCCGUGAGGAGCUGCCUUGCGGCGGCGCGGGGGGGCGGGGGUGGUGGACAGACACUGUGGCAGACACUUCUGCUUCCCGGGGAUGGGGUCCUUAGCUCUGGGAGAGCUGUCUCCAGGCAGAUCAAGGCCCCUGAUGUGGCCAGAUGGCCCCAUGCCUGCCCCCCGCCCCAUGGAGUCCUUGGAGAAGAGCCCUCCCACACUCCCCUUUCCUGCGGAGCUCUCGCCUCUGCAGCCUCCCUGGUAUCCUCAAGGUGAAGGCCAGAUGGCUUUUUGACCCCCGAGGGGCCCUCCUGGUCCUUUACCUCCUGGUGGUAAAGGCAAGGAAAAUGCCCCCGCUGCCCCCUGCCCCACACCCUCUUGGGUCUUUGGGACCCGUGGCUUUUGGAGGCAGGAGCAGAUAUCCUAGGACAUCCCUCAGAUGUCCUAAAGUCCUGGGUGGGGGGGCCGGUCGCCUUGGGAAGAGGCCAGGGGCUUGGCAGGAGGGCAGCUGGGUGGGACCGAGUCCUGGGGGCAGCUGCCCGUGUAGUUGUUUCUUCCAUUUGUUCUGUUGACCUGCGGCCCUGUGCCCCUGUCACCCUCCUUUAAGCAAAAGUCCUCUUCCUGUUCCCCUUGUCCGCACCC